AUGGAUGUGGAAGGGUGGGGUUCCAGGAUGGUGGCGGAGGAGGGCAAGACUCGGGCCACGGACUUCUCCAUCGCGGCCAUCAUGGCCCGCAGCGCAGAGCAGCCGCGCAGUCCCGUCGCUAGGUCGCCGCCAUUUCUCGGUCCAUCAUCCAGACAAAGCUCACCUGCAUCUCUUAGUUCACCGGCCUCGAGCUGUAGGUCGCCUGUGCCGGAUGAAGAUGUUGAAGUUGACGUGGAACAGUGUUCAGAUGGUGAACGGGACGCGUCUGACACUGCGGCACCUUCUUCAGAAUUGGGUGAGAGAGACACGCCGUCACCAGCGCGACCGAUGGCACCUCCCGUGACUUCAUGUAAUUGUGAAGAACUCCUAUCUGUCGAUUGCCAACUAGAAACUAAGGAGCUAUGGGACAAAUUCCAUGACUUAGGCACUGAGAUGAUUAUAACAAAAACUGGAAGGCGGAUGUUUCCAACAGUGCGAGUGUCAUUCGCGGGCUGCCGAGCCGAGGCUCGGUACGCAGUACUGCUAGACGUGGUGCCGGUAGACGGCAAGCGCUACCGUUACGCGUACCAUCGCUCAUCGUGGCUCGUAGCAGGCAAGGCAGACCCUCCCGCACCCGCUCGUCUGUACCCGCACCCAGACUCGCCAUUCUCCGGUGAUCAACUUCGCAAGCAGGUAGUCUCUUUCGAGAAGGUCAAGCUCACCAACAACGAAAUGGACAAGAAUGGACAGAUUGUCUUAAAUUCUAUGCAUCGGUACCAGCCUCGAAUCCAUUUGGUAAAAGUUCGAGAAGGAGGUGGUCCCAUUACUGAUCUGUCCAGAGAACAGCACAGAACGUUCAUAUUCCCCGAGACGGUGUUCACUGCCGUCACCGCCUAUCAGAACCAGCUGAUUACCAAAUUGAAAAUUGACUCAAAUCCUUUUGCGAAAGGCUUCAGAGAUUCAUCUAGACUUACUGAUUUUGACAGAGAUCCGAUGGAGUUGAUGCUAAUGGAGCAACAGUUGCUUCGGUCUCCACUGCGGCUGUACUCGGGAGCGACGGGAACCAGUGAAGAGGAAGCGGAGAAGCGAGCAGCGUGGGCAAGGACUCCGCCUGCAUUACAGCUGCUGGCCCUGGGUGGACGCGCCUGGCCCUCUGCCUGGCCACAGCCCCUCGCGCUACCACCUGACCUUUGGCUGCAGAAACCUCCUGCACCUCUACGCUACUGCCCCUACCCGCCUCCCACGCACCCACAACAGCAACCUUCCAGGCCAGAGCAUGCAUCGUCACCCAGGCAUCCCAUG
Brenthis ino (lesser marbled fritillary) is the source of this 1281-nucleotide messenger RNA. The record is from the annotation of a GenBank genome assembly. Lineage: Eukaryota; Metazoa; Arthropoda; Insecta; Lepidoptera; Nymphalidae.